AUUUCCUCCCCAACCCAGUAGUGUCAUUAAAAAGAUACAUUUAGUGCAGCAUUAAAGUGAAACAUGAAAAUAUGGUUCUGCCGUUUUGAUACGCGAGGCGAAGGGGCUGUGCAUUCAAAUAACUACAAGUCACGUGCGCUUGUCAAGUUGGAAUUGUGGGUCAAUGUGUUGGCUCCCAGAACGAGGCAGAGCUGAGCAGAAAUAAAAAGGGGGGCUGUUGGAGAGGGCCGGGGUUUCUGCACUCUCUACUUGUUGAGUUCCAUCGCUUUUUGGUUUUUGGUUUUUGGUUACACUCCAAAGAUAAAAGAACGUCUACUAGGGGGUAGCCUUCGCCUCCCGAAGCCUAAACCCUCCCCCUAAUUCCUUCCCUCGCCGCUCCCUCUUAUUUACCAGUACUAGAGUUUCCCCUCUUUGAAACAGAUUGAUAUGGAGUUGGCCUUGAGCUUAGGAGACGCACCGAAGCCCUUCUCUUUUCUUGACAAGCUCACCAACAUGCCCCUCGCCGCCAACCGAUGGAAUCAUCACAGAGAAGGCAAUGAAGACGCUAGGAGUUCGUCGGCUCCGCCUGUUCAGCUUCAUCUUCUUCCCUUGACCCCUCUCCCUCCAAACCCUCCUCCACCUCCGCGCCUUUCAAUUCCUUGGCUCUCCCGUCCAUUGGGUGGUGAAGAGAUUUCGUCAGAUAGAGUGGUGACUGCGAGGAGUUUGGAUGUGAACAGCGCGCCGGCAGACGUAGAUGAGGCCGACGACGCUACUGCACUCUCAUCUCCGAACAGUGAGAUCUCAUCAUUCCACCUGGACUUCCGCUUCAGAAAUAGUCAUGGCACCGGCGGCUACAAGAGAGAGCUCGAGGUCAACGCCGACAGAACCAGCGACGAUGACGAAAACGGUUCAUCUCGCAAGAAACUCCGACUGUCUAAGGAACAGUCUGCUUUCCUGGAAGAGAGCUUCAAAGAACACACCACUCUCAAUCCCAAGCAGAAACUUGCUCUGGCGAAGCAGUUAAACCUUCGCCCUCGUCAAGUGGAAGUUUGGUUCCAAAACAGACGGGCUAGGACGAAAUUGAAGCAGACGGAAGUAGAUUGUGAGUAUCUGAAGAGAUGUUGCGAGACGCUGACGGAGGAGAACAGGAGGCUACAGAAGGAGGUGCAGGAAUUAAGGGCUUUAAAGACAUCGCAGCCGUAUUACAUGCAACUUCCGGCCACCACUCUCACCAUGUGCCCCUCGUGUGAAAAGGUCGUCACCAAAUCUUCGGCCGCCGGGACCACAUCCACCGCGACGGCGACCGCCACUUGUACCAGCGGUGCUUCUCGAAUCCCAGUAGCUUUGUCUCUGGGCGUUUCACUCUCCAACGGUCAAGCCCAAGCUCACGAGGCCCAGGCCCAUCAUAAGGCUUCGUGAUCCAAUUCUAAUGGAUCCACUUUUGAUGUUUGCUUCGGUUAUAAUAUGUCAUAGAUUCGGAACAUAGAAGGAGCAAGGACAAGCGCUCGCCUGUUUUGCGCUGUACAUAGUUUUUGUUAUCUUCGUCUCUUCUUUUUUGUUUGCGCUAGCUCUUUGGCGAUGGACUCACCAGGGAUGUAUGUACGGAACGAUAUUUUUUCCUUCAUCACCGAGAAAAGACACCAACAUAUUUUUUAUGUUAAAGGCUUUACGUGAGCAA
Messenger RNA from Neltuma alba, 1657 nucleotides. Its product is annotated as homeobox-leucine zipper protein HOX11. The coding region runs from base 427 to 1398 and encodes 323 amino acids. The transcript is spliced from 4 exons. The record is from RefSeq and is a predicted model, not a curated record. Lineage: Eukaryota; Viridiplantae; Streptophyta; Magnoliopsida; Fabales; Fabaceae. Gene Ontology annotation, cellular component: nucleus. Gene Ontology annotation, molecular function: sequence-specific DNA binding; DNA-binding transcription factor activity, RNA polymerase II-specific. Gene Ontology annotation, biological process: regulation of DNA-templated transcription.